AGGAUGGCCAGAGUUACGCUUGUUGUCCUAGUGUAAUUAUUAAAAGAUAAUUUCGACCCUUUCAUAGUCAAAAGUGUACCUGGUGGGGAGGAAUUGGUGUCUCCCUAGUUCUAGUCGUUUGGUUUGAGACAGGGAGGAGGGGGCGGAGGGAGGAGGCGAGCAGGUGAGGGACGUUCUCUCUAAUGGGUCCCUUGCUCGACUUCCGGUGGCCUGAAGAAACUUAAUUUCGAAUCUGCAGAUCCGUGGGGGCAACUGCGAUUGCACCUUUGCUCUUUUAACAACCGCUGUGCUAAUCGAAGUGAUUAAGGCUCGUUUUUGAACUUCUCUCAGUAAACUGAGAAAGUAACAGUACUUCCUGAAAGCAUCAAGAAGAAAAAUGGUAAAUUUUACAGAAUUCUUAUGAAAGUCUUUCAUUAUAAGUAAUUUUUAGAAAUUGAGUCAAGGGAAAUAAAACUGCAUGGAAAUUUCAGUGACAAAACAGAGCAAUGAUAAUCUGUAGAAGCAUACAGUGUAAAGUGAUUUCAGAUUCUUUAUGUUUUUCACUUAAAACACAGAAUUUACCUUUUAUGGAAAAAGAUUGAUACAAGAUGGAUAGAGAUGGAAAGGUGGUGUUGCAGGGUCAGAAGAUCAUAGCCAGGUGUGAUCAUUUUAAUUGGAUCCUUUUGCUCUUGAUCUAAGGUGGACAACUAUUGUAAGAAGAGAAUUUUAAAAGGAAGCCUCAGAAGUUUUCCACCCUCUCUGGAAUGGGAAAUACAACUUAUCUCUCAGAGCUACUGUGUGGGUGGAUCAUCUCUGAAAUGGUGUUUCUUUCUGUUUUUAUUCAGUCGGUGACACUGCAUACAGAUGUAGGUGAUAUUAAAAUAGAAGUCUUCUGUGAGAGGACACCCAAAACAUGUGAAAAUUUCUUGGCUCUUUGUGCCAGUAAUUACUACAAUGGCUGUAUAUUUCAUAGAAAUAUCAAGGGUUUCAUGGUUCAAACAGGAGAUCCGACAGGUACUGGAAGAGGAGGUAGCAGUAUCUGGGGCAAGAAAUUUGAAGAUGAAUACAGUGAAUAUCUUAAGCACAACGUUAGAGGUGUUGUAUCUAUGGCUAAUAAUGGCCCAAACACCAAUGGAUCUCAGUUCUUCAUCACCUAUGGGAAGCAGCCACAUCUGGACAUGAAAUACACAGUAUUUGGAAAGGUAAUAGAUGGUCUGGAGACUCUAGAUGAAUUGGAGAAGCUACCAGUAAAUGAGAAGACAUAUCGACCUCUUAAUGAUGUACACAUUAAGGACAUAACUAUUCAUGCCAACCCAUUUGCUCAGUAGCUAUAAUAGACCUGGACAAAUACUUGGCAAACUAUUCAAGGAACACACCUAUUAUGGUUUACCCAGUUUUAAUUAUGUCAGAGAUUGCAUCAUUAUACAGCUUGUUUACAACUAAGAUCUACUUGUUUACAGCUAAGAUCUUCUAUGAGUUGGUGGUACCAAGGGAAGCCAAACAGCUUUUACUCCUAUUCUUAGAGGGUAUUCUUUACUGUAACUAUUACCUAAUGCAUUUCUUUAAUUUUUUUUUAAAAACCCUGUUUAAUUUUGUUUUUCCAUAUAAAUAUUCAUUUUAAAAUGCUGAGUCUCAAAUCCAGGCAUUGUUGAGCACCCUAAUUACAUGCUCCUACCAUAUGUAGUCCACAUCCUGGAAAUAUUAUUUUCUAUUAAUUAUUUACUUUAUACAGUUAGAAAGA
Molecule: messenger RNA, 1720 nt
Organism: Delphinapterus leucas (beluga whale)
Lineage: Eukaryota; Metazoa; Chordata; Mammalia; Artiodactyla; Monodontidae
Source: RefSeq, a predicted model, not a curated record